Molecule: messenger RNA, 3800 nt
Organism: Lytechinus pictus (painted urchin)
Lineage: Eukaryota; Metazoa; Echinodermata; Echinoidea; Temnopleuroida; Toxopneustidae
Exons: 2
Coding region: 763-2373 (536 amino acids)
Source: RefSeq, a predicted model, not a curated record
UGCAGCAGUGUGCAGUGAGAUAUAUGUAAUUUCUAGGCUGUUUACAUUUCUUGUUAUAUGUUGUUUAAUUGAAUUUCCACUUUCCUAGAUGUUUCAUUUCUGCAUUUCUGCAUCUUUUUCUUAAUCCUUUUCUACAUAAAGUCCCAUAGGGCAGGUUAUGUGUUAAUGUAUAGGCAUAGAGAAAGCCAAGCCAAAGAGCAAACUGUAGGUCCACCCUACAUUGUUCCGAUUUGAAUAUCUUAAUCAAGUUCAUUGUCUGGUUUUCUGUUAAGACAUGGUCAGAGUACCAGCAACUCUAAUUGGGAAACAAUAACUUAAGAACAUAGCAAAAGAAUGAUCUAUGUUGGUUCAGUUUCUGCAUGCUUUAUAUAUAUAGAGAGAAAAAGCUUUCAGCUAUCAGUUUUAUCAAAGUUUUCAGAGAGAGCGACAGAGAUUCAGAGAAAGAGAUAGAACUCCUAAGUUGUGCUUUUGACAAGCUUCUCAUCUAGAUUUUACAAGUGUGCUAUAUAAGGUGUAAUCUGCUUAAAGCCUCCAAUUGUAUUUUAUCUCAAUCUUGGUUCGUCUGGGAUGAUGAAAUAAAGCACCAUUUCACAUAAGCCAACGCCAUUUUUGUGAAUAUAUUUCUUUUGGAGUGUAUUGACUUUGAAACUCCGCAUUGGUUACCAAGGGUAAAGUGCGGCAGUCACAAUAAAAUACAAGUGCUUAAAGCAGUUCGUGACAGACACCAGCAGUCCUGGCUUUUAGGAGAAACUGAGAGGGAAGAUGUCGGCUAUAGAAGAGUCUAACUUAGUAGAAGAGAUACGUGAAGAUAGAUCUCCUCGAAGUGAGAUAAGUGUUCACAGUAUGAAGAGUAGAACUAGCCAAGUGGCUAAGAGUCAUGCAAGUUCUCUUCAGUCAGUGAAGAGUGAGAGACUGUCCAUCAAGAAACAUGAAGCCUCUCUUAAGGUUAAGCAGUCAUUUGAAGAUGACCAUCUGAAACUGUUGCAGCAAGAAACAGAAGUCGAACAACUUUUUAGAAAGCGACGGAUAGCUCUUCAACAGCAACUAGAUAAGGAAGAAGCUACCUUCAAACGGCAACAGAAGGAGAUUGCAAUGAGAAAGGAUCGCCUAGCUAGACGCGAGCGUUUAGCUCAAUUGACUGCCAUAAAGCAAGUAUUAGAGGAAUUUGAAGAUGAAGAAUUGGGCGAAAGUGAUUCAGAGAUUUCAUUUAGAGGAAUGAGAAAGGAAGAGAAGAGUGAGGGAAUGCAGAGAUUAUUUGAUUCCCAAGAAAAGAUCCACCCCCAUCAGUCAGAAAAGACAGGAGUUCAUCAGAAAACCGAGGCAGUAUCUGAUCUCAGUAACCCAUGGGUGCCAGCUGGGUUGGACAGUUUAGUAUCAUCGUUAGAAGCUUGUGUAGCCCAAAUCACCCGCAUUGCUAUUGGACAAAGUGAAGUAAGUAACCAGUUGGCAGCAACUAGCCAACUACCAAAUAUCGAUGUUCCAAUGUUUAGUGGUGAACCGAUGAAUUAUCCUUUGUGGAAGAAUGCAUUUGAUUGCAUGGUGGAUGCUAAGCAAAUCAGUGACUCUAAUAAAUUGAACUACUUGAACACCUACGUUUGUGGAAAAGCUAAAGAAAUUGUUGAACACUAUUUGUUAUUAGGAGAGGACGAUGGUUAUCAGAAGGCUCGUGCGGAAAUUGAUAGGAGGUUUGGCAACCCAAGUGCUCUCAGUGUUGCUUACACCAGAAAGCUCUGUUCGUGGCCACGUAUUGAAAGUAAAGAUGCAAGUGGAUUGAGAGACUUUUCCGACUUCUUGCAGAAGGUCUUGUCAGCCAAGACGAAGGUCAAGAAUCUAGGAAUCCUGGACUUUCCCCAAGAGAAUGCAAAGCUCGUAGCAAAGUUGCCAGAGUACUUGGAAGAUGAAUGGCGAGAGGAAAUUGAUAGAUGGCGCGAAACUAAUAGCCCCCAAAGUUAUCCAUCGUUCUCGUGUUUCGUUGGUUUUGUGAAGAAAGCAGCUGACAGAGCGAACAUUCCUGAGUUGGAACCUUUAAAGUUAAACCUAUCAAGGCGAUCUCCAAAUGGAAAUGCACGGAUCUUUUGCAUCUCUGGGCUGGAGGAUGAAAGCUCCAUAUGUCCUUUCUGUGAUGGAAGCCAUCACCUCGAAUCAUGUUCUAGUUUCUUGAUGAAAUCUAUUGAAGAGAGGAAAUUAUUCUUUUUGAAAAGAAAGUUGUGUUUUGGUUGCGCUCUUACAGAUCAACAUCGUGGUAAAGAAUGUAGAAACAAGAGAGUGUGUAGAAUCUGUGGAGGUAGACACCUUACAUGUCUACAUGAAGAUAGGUCAAAGAAGACAGAAGACCAGGGAAUUCCCAAUCAAGGAGCCAACAACACAAAAUGAACAUUUGAUUUGAUUUGAUGUAAUUCGUUGUUUUCCACUUUCUUAUCUCUUUCAAUCUCUUCUCUCCCUUUUCUUGUUUCCUUUCCAUUAUUAGUCUAAUCAUUUCGCUAGAGUUGUCAUUUCAGUUUUUCAUAUGGUUUCGAUCUUUCCUGCUUUUCUAGUUUUCUUGUUCACAUUCUAGUCUUUAUCUUCUUUCUAGUUUUAUAGCUCUCUUUACUUCCAGUUUUUCUGUACAUAUGCAUUAGUAAUUGAUUUGAUUUCUUUUGUUUGUUGAAUCUGCUGGCAUGCAUGCAGUUACAGUAUAUGAUUUUAUACUUAAUGCUUAAUGGCUAAUAUUUCUUAGUGUAUCCAAAGUAGUUUAAGAAGAUAUGUCUUAAUUUUGUUGUGCCUGACAGCAACGGGAUUGGAAUGUUAUGGUUCACAUUUUUUGUUAUUAAGUUCAAUAAUGAUAGGUGAUCAGUUAAAGUAUCUUACAUGUAUAUAUACGAUUUUGAGUUUAUUGGUUGAUUUUAGAUAUUCAGACAUAAUUGAUGUUGUGUGUGUUUAAGUUAAGUAACUGAUGGCAAUCAGUUAAAGGAGCCAUGUCACUGCAGCAGUGUGCAGUGAGAUAUAUGUAAUUUCUAGGCUGUUUACAUUUCUUGUUAUAUGUUGUUUAAUUGAAUUUCCACUUUCCUAGAUGUUUCAUUUCUGCAUUUCUGCAUCUUUUUCUUAAUCCUUUUCUACAUAAAGUCCCAUAGGGCAGGUUAUGUGUUAAUGUAUAGGCAUAGAGAAAGCCAAGCCAAAGAGCAAACUGUAGGUCCACCCUACAUUGUUCCGAUUUGAAUAUCUUAAUCAAGUUCAUUGUCUGGUUUUCUGUUAAGACAUGGUCAGAGUACCAGCAACUCUAAUUGGGAAACAAUAACUUAAGAACAUAGCAAAAGAAUGAUCUAUGUUGGUUCAGUUUCUGCAUGCUUUAUAUAUAUAGAGAGAAAAAGCUUUCAGCUAUCAGUUUUAUCAAAGUUUUCAGAGAGAGCGACAGAGAUUCAGAGAAAGAGAUAGAACUCCUAAGUUGUGCUUUUGACAAGCUUCUCAUCUAGAUUUUACAAGUGUGCUAUAUAAGGUGUAAUCUGCUUAAAGCCUCCAAUUGGUAAGUUAUUUCUUUCAGUAAUUUAAGUAUUAUGUAAUGCGAUAUACAUGUAACUCUGACAUACUUGCGAUGGAUCGUAUCCGUUAAUAGACAUAUCGACUGUUAUAAGAAAAUAGUUAUAUUUAUAAGUAUAUCUAAUUAACCUUUAAAGUAAUGUAGAUCAAUACGUAUUACAUUUUGUUAUAGUAUUAAGAGUCCUUGGUAGUAUAGUAUUUGUACGAAUAGUGAAGUUUAUUCUUUAGUGCUUUAGUGAUUAGUUUCAGUUGUUACACAUACAUUAUGAUUUAUUAUAUGUUUCUUU